This is a messenger RNA of Cavenderia fasciculata, 2679 nucleotides long. RefSeq lists its product as uncharacterized. The transcript has 8 exons. The record is from RefSeq and is a predicted model, not a curated record. The coding region runs from base 1 to 2679 and encodes 892 amino acids. NCBI's taxonomy places the organism in Eukaryota, Evosea, Eumycetozoa, Acytosteliales, Cavenderiaceae.
AUGAAUGAUCAUAUCAAGAUAUCAAGCAAGACCGAAAGCAGUGAAAUACUCAAAUUAUUACAAUCAAAUGAAAAGAGAAUACAACUGAUGAUCGAUGCUUUAAGAGUCAGAUCUGUCAACACUCACGAUCAUAAUAAUAAUAACAACAAAAAAGAUAAUGAUGAUAGUGAUGAUGAAGAAGAAGAAGAGGAUGAUGAUACAAGAUUUGAAAAAUUAAAAGAUAGAUUCUCUUUAUUGUUGUUACCUCCUUCAAAGAACAGUACAGUUUAUAAAGAUUAUGAUCUUGUAAAUGUAAUAGCAUCAUCUUUGUUGUUGGAACAAUGUGAUGUUGAAAAGCACGCACAAAAACUAUCAAUCAAUUUAAAGGUCUUGUCAAUGCUUCUUUCUCAACCAUCAAUCUAUCAAUAUUAUCAAACUCAUCACGAUGAAACGACAAGAUCUACAGUUGAUCGUUUGAUAAGACGUAUGGUAGUUGUAUACACAAGAGAAAAUGAACCACUAGUUUGUAGAACAUCAGUUCAAUUAUUAUUUACAAUUAUCAAUCAUUUAAAUGAAGAUGAUGAAAAUAGAGUCAAUAUUAAAAAUAUAUUGUCAAAAAGAGUUUGUCAUCAUUUACAAUUGGAGGUUGCUGGACCCAUUGGAUCUGAUUCAGAUAGUAUGGUUGAUACAAAGAUUUGUAUAUUGGAUUUAUUGAUUCUACUUUUGGAUAGUGAAAUGGGUUGCAAGUUUUUAGAAUCAAAUCAAUUGCUUCAAUUAUCUUGCUCUUUGCUAUUUGAAAAUAAUAGAUUAGUAAGAGAAAGAGUAGUUGAUCUAUUUACAUUGGCAAUUCAAUCAAAUGAUAAGAAAGAUAAUAAUAAUAAUGGUCAUUCAAUAAUAUUAAAAAAUAUUUUAAAUUGUAAGAGAGCAUUGAUUACAUUACCAAAUUUGUAUACAAUGAAACAAUUAUUUAAAACAGUAAUUGAUAAAUUAUUAAAAUCAAAUCAAAAGGAAUUGAUAGCUACUGCAAUUGAUUUGGUAUCAAUUUUAGAAUCAACCUUUUUAUUUCCAUUUUGCAAUGAUCAUCUAUUUAGUUUAUUGGAUCCAAUCACAAAUAUAAUAUUAAACCAUCAAUCUCUUCCACAAUCUGAUUAUUUAAAUAGUAAAUAUAUUUAUUCAGAAUUAAUUAUUUAUGGAUUAAUAUAUUCAACAAAAAUAAUAUUAAAAAGAAAUGAAAAAUAUAUAUUUCCAGAGAAAUGGAUUGAUUUUAUUUAUAGAUUAUGCAUGUCGAUUCUACCAAUGGGAUCAUUGAUCAAUAUUACAACUAAAAUACAAAAAGAGGCUUUGGAUUGCCUACAAUUUAUUGAUUUUAAUCAUUUAAUCAAGACAAUUGAAGCACAACCAACCCCAACAGAAAUAAUAUCAAAUUUAUUAACCAGUACAGUAAAAUCACAACAUCGAAUUAUUAUCAAACAAUCUUUAUCAACCAUUCAAUCAAUCAUUAAAUUCAAUGACAAUAAUCAAUUAAAUUUAUUUAAUGAUUCAGAUUUUGGAAUAUCAAUAUUUCAGUCAAUUAAUAGAAUUUUGAUGAGUCCAAAUAGUGAUGUUAGAGAAGUUGGUUUAACAUUUUUAGUAAAACUAUUUAAAGAGGAUGGAAAGAGUUUUGGAAAAUGUUUAUUGGAUCAUGGUAUAGCAUCAGUGGUUGUUAAAAAGUUGGCAGAUUCAGAUUCCUAUGUUAGAUCAAGUGCGUUGGAUGUCAUCAAAGUGCUUUCUACAAUGUCACAUGAAAUGUGGGAUAAAUUGACAGAGGAAAUCAAAGAAGAUUCGAUUAGAAUUGACCAACUUUCAAUUGUAAAUGAUCAACUACCAACCAAAUCAAUCAGUGAUCAAUUAAUGAACAAUAACCAAAUCAAUUUGAUCAAAUACACAACCAUGAUACAAAAGGAACAACAACAACAUCUCAAACUACAACCAACCUACCAACCAACAUACGAUCAUCUAUCUUUUGCAGGUGGAGGUUCAUCUGUUGCCGAUUCAGAUGAACGUUCACUCAAAGAAAAUGAUGACUUUGAAUGGGAUGAUGAAGAAUUUCAAGAAUUAUUGGCAUGGACACAAGAACAAGAAGAAGUACCAUCAACUAAUUUCAUGGAAGAGAGUAGUAAUGAUUUACAAAUGCAUGAUGAAAAACCUCCAUCCUAUCCAUUCCCAUAUUCAAUUUUAUUAUUUUUUUCUGAUCAAGAUUUAUAUCCUAAAUUAUCAUCAAUUGAAUUAUUUUCAUCAUGGAUUAAACAAGAAUAUUCAUUUGAUUUUAUCAACAAAUUAUUACACAAUCAAGAAUGUAAUGAUAAAUAUCAAUUCAAUCAUUUGAUUUAUAGAUUAAUGAAUGAUAGUAAUUGGAAUAUUAAAUUAAGUACAAUUAAAUUAUUAAAUCAAUUUUUAUCUAUUGAUAAUGGAUUAGAAGGAUUAUUUAAUAUUAAAGGUAUAGAAUUAUUAAUAGAAAAUGUAAAGGAUAUAUUAGAAGAUAAAGUAAAUAGAUUGGAAUCUAUUCAAUGUCUUGCCAACAUUGAAACAUGUUUGGAGAAAUUAAAAAACUCUAAAAAUAAUCAAGAUUAUAUAGAAAAGAUUACAAUUUUAUUACAAUCGAUUGAUAUUGGUUCUAUUAAAUCAGGAAGAAGAUAUCUCAUUAUUUUAUUAUGUCAAUAA